Pieris macdunnoughi is the source of this 1779-nucleotide messenger RNA. The record is from the annotation of a GenBank genome assembly. Lineage: Eukaryota; Metazoa; Arthropoda; Insecta; Lepidoptera; Pieridae.
AUGGGAAGUGAGCACUAUUGCCUGAGGUGGAACAAUCAUCAGAGCAACCUGCUGGGAGUAUUCAGCCAGUUGUUGCAAGACGAAAGCCUAGUAGACGUCACACUCGCGUGCUCAGAGGGUGCCUCCAUACGGGCUCAUAAGGUUGUACUGUCUGCUUGUUCAUCGUAUUUCCGUUCGCUAUUCGUGGAUCAUCCAUCCCGCCAUCCUAUAGUGAUCCUUAAGGACGUAGGUUUGGAGGAACUCCGAACACUCGUCGACUUCAUGUAUAAGGGCGAGGUCAACGUCCAGUAUUGCCAACUCCCUGCUCUCCUCAAAACUGCUGAGAGCCUUCAGGUAAAAGGAUUAGCUGAGAUGACUACAUUAAGUGCCGCGGGUGUGGAGGCUAGGAAUGUUUCAGAACCGAUGGAAGAAUCUGCAGCACAAAACACUAGUGAAUGUACUGAGUCGCAAGACAGAUUGCAUGAAAGAGAAUCUCGCGAUAAAGAUGAGAGACAUGAUAUAAUAGAACCCCGAGAUAGAGAAAAAGAAAUACGAGAAAGUAGAGACAUACGUGAACCUAGAGAUUUGCGGGAAUCGAAGGCGGAAAAGGAACGAGAGUCCCGCGAAUUAAUCAGAGAUAGAGAACCCCGGGAAUCAAGAGAGACCCGGGACCAUAGAGAAGUACGAGACGGAAGGGAGUCUCGUGAUUUGCGAGAUUUACGCGAUGCCCGAGAGGGACCUGAGACCUCACCUCCUAGAAUAUCUCCUCUGCUAUCUGUGCGUAGAUUUAGAACGGAAUCAUCCGUUGAAACAUUGACGCCUACGCAUCCCCCGAUACUUAAAGAUGAACCCCCUGACGAACCUAUGAGAUCGUUGUCACCAGAAGACGACUCGGUUUCAAUACGAUCAAACGGAGCAAGUGAAAGUAUUGGUAUUAACAUGACGAUAAAUAGUCACAGCAGCCUGGCUUCAAGAUAUUCACCCGUUGAACAGAGAUUGAGUGUCCUAAAUACUUUGUCACAUCCAGGGCUGCCACUCCAUUCUCACACAUCCUUGCCAAGCCCAAGACAUGAGCCCAUUGCUGGACCAUCAGGGCUGCCACCUGUUCAACAAGUACCAUUAUCAUUGAAGAAAGAAAUAGAUUGGGACCGAAGUAAUGAAGACAAGGGUGGUGGAGAACCUUCAGCUUCCGAUUAUCGACUGCAGCAUGAAUCGGAGUAUGAGGGGCCCGGUAGGGGGAGAAUUGAGGAGGGAGAGAGGGCUUAUCCAUGCAUACAUUGCGGCGCUGCCUUCCCACACCAGAGCAAAUUGACCCGCCACAUACUGACUACGCACACGUUAGACACGUUAAAAUACCGGGACGCCAUUUUGGGCCGGCCGUUGGGGCUGCCCAUGAUAGGAGGACAGUUUAGUGAACCAACGUAUUUGAGCAUGCCGACUGAAGAAACACCCAUCGAUCUGGAUAUAGGACCCGUGGAACCUGGAAACGUGGUCCUGUGCAAGUUUUGCGGCAAAAGCUUUCCCGACGUGUCGUCACUUAUAGCACAUCUACCCGUACAUACAGGAGAUCGGCCAUUUAAAUGUGAAUUUUGUGGCAAGGCGUUUAAAUUAAGGCAUCAUAUGAAGGACCACUGUCGAGUGCACACAGGAGAGCGUCCGUUUCGAUGCGUUCUGUGCGGAAAAACGUUCUCGCGGUCCACAAUAUUGAAGGCGCAUGAAAAGACUCAUUAUCCAAAGUACGCAAGAAAGUUUCUGUCGCCGAGUCCCGUCGACACGGAAGAGGAGAGCCCACAUCAAUGA